This is a messenger RNA of Macrosiphum euphorbiae (potato aphid), 459 nucleotides long. NCBI's taxonomy places the organism in Eukaryota, Metazoa, Arthropoda, Insecta, Hemiptera, Aphididae. The record is from the annotation of a GenBank genome assembly.
AUGAAGUGCUUAAGUAUCAUGAUGGUUAGCUUGCUGUUAGUGGCCAUUGCAAUGGUCAGCUCAAACGAGACCGGACAGAACGAACAGUCAUUAAACCGUUUGGCCAGAGCUGCCAAUGGCGGAAAAGAAACCAACUGUCACUACGAAAAAACACAGUGGUCCCCGUGUGACGAAAAGACCAAUGUGAAGGCACGUACGUUGACACUGAAGAAAGGCGACGAGACGUGCGAGAAGACCAAGAAGAUCGAAAAGAAGUGCAAGAAAGCAUGCCGGUAUGUGAAGGGCACGUGGAGUCAAUGUAACUCGCAUAACGAGAUGAUCAGGACGGACACGCUCAAGGAUCCGUCUACUGAGAACUCAAACUGCGAGAAGACCAGACAGAUCACGAAAAAGUGCAAGAGCAAGGGACGGGGUAAUAAAGGUAACUAUAUAACUAUAGCAUACACGGGGCAAUAUUAA